AUGAAUCAAGUUGAUGUAUCUAGUGAUGUUAGAUUUUGGUCAGAUUAUGUAAUUUUGUCUAAAAGAAUUGCUGUUGAUGAAAACUACUACGAAGACGAGUUUAUCAAGUACUUCUCACCUAAAGGAUUUCAGGAUUCAAUUCUAAGCAUUGGUAUGUUCAUGGGAUUUUAUACCUUUUUAGCAAGCUAUGCUAGAGUUGUUGGAAUUAGAACACUUGUUGAGACCUUCUUAUCACAUUUUCCAGACCAAACUGUUCAAUUUGUUAAUCUUGGUGCUGCACUUGAUACCACAUCUUUAUAUUUACUAUCAAAAUAUCCUAAUGUUGUUUGUUUCGAUUUAGAUCUCGAGAAUGAAAUUCGAGCCAAAAUUGAUAUAAUAACACAGACUGAAGAACUUUUAUCACUAUUUCCCAAUCACAAAGUUGAUACAUUAGAUUUCUAUUCCCAACGAUAUCACAUCUUUGAGUGUGAUUUAAGAGAUCUUAAGAACCUUCAGAAAUUAAUUGAUCAUGGAUUUUCUUAUGAUUUACCAACUAUUUAUUUGAGUGAAUUUGUUCUUACAUAUUUAGAAAAUCAUUUAUCAAACGAGGUACUCCAUUAUGGUGUUACGUUACGGUGCUUGUACACACCACUAACCCCUAAAGGGGUAAUAGUUAUCCAGUUAUUCCCCUACCAGACCUAUAGUUAUCCAUUUAUCUCGUUAAUCACUCAACACCGUUUCAUUAUUUAUUCAUGUAAAUUUAGGUUAUUAAACAUUUUUGUGAUAAUUCUAAAACUUUUUGUAUUUUCAUUGAUUUGGAAUAUAUUAGGCCAAAUUCAUCUUUAUUUAAAUGGAUUUAUUCGAUAUUGGGACAACACACUAUCAUGUAUAGUUUGUCUGAGUAUGACAGUCAGGAAUCUCAAAAUCAACGAUAUAAAGAACUUGGUUGGGAUGGUUUAUUUUCCUGUGAUUACAACUUUAUUUAUAACAAUUUUAUCGACAAAUUUGAACGGAAACGUCUCAGAGUAUUAUUAUACCCUAAGUAUUGAGAACUUUAACCACAUGGAACUAUUGGCAUUAUAUUUCAGUCAACCUUUAAUAAUUGUUUCUUAUAAACAUUUUGAUAAUGAAUUAAAAGACAAGUUUACUAGACUUUUUAAGGAAAAUGGUAAUGAUAUUGAUGAGGAUGACGAAUUGUUACCCUAUUUUACUGAUGAGUAUUUGGAAAAAGAACGUAACCUCGACUACCUUCAUGAUUGUUUCACUAGAUUUUGUGGAGACAUUUUCACACAGAAACUUUAA
This is a messenger RNA of Theileria annulata, 1281 nucleotides long. RefSeq names its product leucine carboxyl methyltransferase, putative. Gene Ontology annotation, molecular function: methyltransferase activity. NCBI's taxonomy places the organism in Eukaryota, Apicomplexa, Aconoidasida, Piroplasmida, Theileriidae. The record is from RefSeq and is a predicted model, not a curated record. The transcript is spliced from 7 exons. Gene Ontology annotation, biological process: methylation. The coding region runs from base 1 to 1281 and encodes 426 amino acids.